Messenger RNA from Salvia splendens (bonfire salvia), 917 nucleotides. RefSeq lists its product as uncharacterized. Gene Ontology annotation, molecular function: actin binding. The record is from RefSeq and is a predicted model, not a curated record. Lineage: Eukaryota; Viridiplantae; Streptophyta; Magnoliopsida; Lamiales; Lamiaceae. The transcript has 5 exons. Bases 310 to 780 code for a protein of 156 amino acids.
GUAAAUCCAUUUCAGAACUAAAACAUCCAUUUAUGAUUCGGGCACAACAUCGACCCAAAUUAAUCCCAAACGAAGUCUGCAACAUACAUUGUAUCAAUUGCAAUGAGUUCACCGAAGUUUAUGUAACAUUCAACUCUUUAGGAACAUAUUUGGUGUCGGUCGUUGUGAGUUGAAAUUAUCUUUGUGGGGUUUAGAGUAAUGCGGUUUCGUUACUACGCAGGCUAGCUGUUUGAUGAAAUGAGUAAAUGGGUCUGCCAUCCGUUCAGUAAAGCUCUCUGCGCGAAAAUAUCGAAAAGCUGCUAGUUUUUUAUGGGGUUUCGUCUCUGUAGAAUCAAAAUGGAUUGGAACGUUGUGCGAAGGAUUUGGGAGAAAUGGGCAGCGAACAACAUAGGCCCUUCAGAGAAAGAUUUGAAGGCUGCUCUAUUGAUCAACUAUGAUCCCACCGGACCUUCUCGUCUUGUAUCCACCAUUGCGGAGCAAGAGGGGAUCAAAGCAGAUCCGAUUGAGAUCAGUCAGUUUAUCGGUUUUGUCAAGAGAAACAAGCUUCAGAUGGAGACCUUCUUCAUCGGGCCAAACCAAUAUCUUGUGACCUCGAUUCAUGAGAGCUGGUUCUGUGCGAGGAGCUUGAACUCUUCAAAGCAGGCCGGUGAAGGCGCUAUCGUGAUGCAGACAUCAGCAUUCCUCUUGGUUGGACUAUACGAUGGCUCGAUUGGAGCAGCGUCGCGUGCAAUGAUGGCUGUUGAUCAAUUCGCAGGGCAGCUAUGUCGAAGAAACUACUGAUUUUGUUGAAGCAUCUUUCAUGAAACAGAGCAUCUGUGUCAUAUAAAUAUAUAAAAUUCUGGUAUCAUCACUGUAGCAGACAAUGAAUACAUUUACUGCUUUACAUCCCAAAAACAGUGUUCCUCUGCUUUUGUUUA